CAAUCAGUGAUUACAGGAUCGUAAGCUUACGGGCGACUCGCCCGUAAGCUCCAACGAGUCGGCAAUAUCGUCCGUGUCACUUUGAUUCAGUUCGCAAUACAUGUAUAACCCCCAGUCCUCAAAGCGAGAGUCACCACCACCCAUGCAUCUCCUCCAUUCAAGCCUGAAAUUGGUGCUUGCCGUUUUUCUCGUCUUCGUAUUGGAUAGGUCCUACGCGGCCAGCAGUGCAAACCCCCUGAGCGCGUCGACUCGUAGCGUUACUGAAAGCGCCACAACAACUAAGAGGUUCCUAAGGCCAGGUGGCGGGGAUAACGAAAGCAGGGCGGCUAACAUCCCAGCCCUUGAAGCGACUAUCAAGGGUGCCUUGCCGAAAUUGAGAAACACAGAGAAGCUGCAGCUGAAAUGGUGGUUGCUUCAAAAGAAGCCAUUAGACAAGUUGCUCCCGAUACUAAAACUUGGCAAUAAUGUGGACGAUAUUCUGACCAACCCGAAGUUGGGCGUGCUGCGGCACUACAUCGCAAAGUUUAACAAGAAGUACCCCGGUGCACCAGCUGCUACAACGGUCGAAACACUGGCAAAGAAAUACGGAGAAGCUGACGUGGCAAAGGUGCUCGAAGUGGGUAAGAAGUCGGAUACAACGAGAGCACUGGCGACGGAGCUACAGCUUGAGCAAUUCACGGUCUGGCUUAACCAGAAACUAUCCCCCGCGGAUGUCUACAAAAGGUUGAAGCUCAACAAUCGAGAAAUUUCACCUUUUGGCACGUAUGUCUUCGAGGCGUGGGUUGGCUAUUUGAACAAGUUUAACGACAAGAGGCUCCGUGAGAAAACACCUAUUACUUUUGUGCUCAAGGAGCUCAAAGCAGUGUAUGGAGAGCGAGCUCUAGCAUCGCUACUGUAUCAGGCGAAGAAUAUGCCAGAUCCGAUGAAGACUGCGGAGUCGUUGCAAUCGAAGCUGUAUGCACAGUGGCGUUUGAAGAAAGUACCAGAAGAUAAAUAUUUCUUUAUACAAGUGCUCAAGGUUACAUCCUCAAAGGCCACCGAGAUGGACAAGCAGAUUCACAGCGACUACCUUGCCUUUCUGAAAGCGAACAAAUGAUUGAAGCCGCUUCUUGCUA
Messenger RNA from Phytophthora nicotianae INRA-310, 1115 nucleotides. RefSeq lists its product as hypothetical. Bases 101 to 1096 code for a protein of 331 amino acids. The transcript has a single exon. NCBI's taxonomy places the organism in Eukaryota, Oomycota, Peronosporomycetes, Peronosporales, Peronosporaceae. The record is from RefSeq and is a predicted model, not a curated record.